GGAUUAACUAGACAGAUGUGAACAUCAUGACAUGUUUAUUUUCUUCCAGAGUAAUCCGCUAUUAUACACACACCGGUUUUAUUUUAUUUCUUUGCACUUUUUUAUUCAGUCCACAAUUAAAUCCGACGCUUUACUGUUUUUUUUUUCUACGCGGAUUUUUCACCCACAUGGCAACCACACUGGUCACGCAUCCUGUGGGAGGGGAUUUUCUUUAGCUCCGCUGUGUAAUUGGAUGUCAGGCUUCAUCUAAGGGCCAAUCGGAACGUUCAGAGGAAAGCGCGGGAGGAGGAAGCUUGCGCGAGUGCACCGCCAAUGGCUGCGUCCCGAAUCUAUCUGAUUUGGUAAUGUAGUUCGGUACAAAGACAUUCAUUCGCAACCCGUGUAGUGCACUUAGUUAGGGGAUAAAGUGUCGGUUUAAGAUGCAGCCUGUGCAGUCGUGUGCACCGGUCAGAUAAACACACAGAGCUGACAGGAGAAAUAACUGAGAUUAGUAUGAGCUAAUGAUAAUAUCACCUUUUAUACGGCUUUAACAGCACAGUUUUCGGCUAUAAUCAGAUCCAGGAUGGAGGACUGGAGUCUCUCACAGUCCUCACAGAGAAGAAGCUUCACAUCGCUCAUUGCGAGUCGACUCGGGAGGAAGCGGAGGGUUCAGACUCAGAGCGAGCUUCAGGAAGCAUCCAUACAUCUGAUCAACCGCAACCAGAACAUCUCGGCCCUCCUGCAGGAAACAGCCGUGAGUGUGUGUUCAUCACCGGCCUCAGACAUUCCACUGGCAGGUGCAGGAGGUCACACACACACCUGUGAGGUGAGUUCGGCUCUGACAGACAGGAGUACGCUCCGUGCUGGAGAGAUCAGAGCUAGUGUGCUGGAGUGUGAGCUGCGCAGGCAGGCGGAGGAGCUGUGUGUCCCCGUCUCUGUACUGUCUGUCAGGAUGGUGAUGGACAGAGUCACAGCUCUGCAGGGAGAUAAAGACUCUGCCAUGAUGGACUCUGCCCAGAGGGCUGAGCUCAUCUUGUUAUUGCGUGCGACCCGAGAGCUGUUAAACCUGGGAGUGUUUAGCCCCAAACUGUUCUGGCAGGAGUACUGGAAAAGCCAGCCUGUGCUGGAAGUGUUGUAUCGUCUGCACACUGAGGAGCUCCUUCCACUGCAAUACACACUGACCAGUGAGGCUGGUGUGUCUGCAUGGUUGUUGUCUCAGUUACAGUCGCUGUGUGAAUGUGGAGUGACGGAGGAAGAAGGAGACGUGCGUCAUCACAUCCUCUCCACUGUGGUGUGUGUGUUGGUCCGUGUUGGAUUUGAGGAUGUUCAGGACUCCAGUGUGUCUCACUCCUGCUGUUCAGUGCUGGACAGUAUGCUCUCCUGGUUUCUGGAUUCACUAGAAAACUCACACACCUCACAGCGUGUACCAGCUGCAGCAAUUUUGCUCCGUGUAUUCGAGACAUCUGUGUUUGGCAUGUCUGUGUCAGAGGAUGCUGUACGCCGGUUCUUCACUCACACGCUGACACACACACUCACACAUCGGCCCCGCCUGAAAGUGUCAGACGCCAUAGCGAUGCAGAGUCAGUGGAGUUUUGCUAAAACGUCUCCGUUGAUGACGUCACUGUUCUGUAAGGUGUGUGUGGUGUUCAGUAUGGAGGAGGUGUGUUCUCACCUGCAGCAGGUGUUAGACACCCUGGAAGUGAACUGGCAGAAUGUUCUGUCCUGCAUUUCAACACUGUUGGUGUAUCACACACACACACAGGCCUGCCUCAAAGAGUUGUUGUCCAGGUUGCUGAGCUCGGCGUUUCACUCGUACGAUGUGGAGAAGAUGAUCACUUCCUUCCUGUUAGCUCGACAGGGGGCGCUAGAGGGUCCUGCUGUUUUUCCCUCCUACAGUGACUGGUUCAAGAUCUCCUUUGGCGGGGCGAGUGGUUACCAUGGUAACAGUAAGAAGUCGUUGGUGUUCCUGUUGAAGUUCCUGUCUGACCUCGUACCCUUUGACCCUCCGCAGUACCUGAAGGUCCAUGUCAUGCACCCACCCUAUGUUCCGGGGAAACACCGCUCUCUCCUGCAGGAGUUUAUCUCUCUGGCCAGGACACGCCUAUCUGACCUCAAGGUUUCUGUUGAGCAGAUGGGAAUGUAUGAGGUGGUCUCAGGUGCUGUAACUGAGGUUCAGCCAGAGUGUGUUGCACAGAAGGAUGUGGAAAAAGCUGUAGCAUUGUUUCAGAACACUGGCAGGAUCUCAGCCACUGUGAUGGAAGCCAGUAUAUUCAGACGGCCAUAUUUUCUGUCCCGAUUCCUUCCUGCUCUGUUAACACCACGCGUGCUUCCAGAAAAACCUGAUAAUCGCAUGGCCUUCAUCGAGGCACUGAAGAAGGCAGAGAAGAUCCCUGCUGCUCUGUACGCCUCCUACACCGAGUCCUGUAUGAGACAGCAGCAGGGAGCAGGUGUGUGUGACUCAAAGGAUCAGGACCCUCAGAUGGGUUUUCACACUCAGUUAAUGGAGCUGAGGAGGUUGCUGUCUACCGGGGCUGCUGAAGGAGAGGUGCGAGCGCAGGUCUCCAUGCUGUCUCAGACGCUGAACGGUGUGUGUGAUCAUCUGGACAAACUGAGCGAGUGUGAGAUCAUAACUCUGACCCUGGACACACACACUCCUUCACACACACCUCCUGUUGUAAACGUGAUCCUGAAGGGUUUUUGUGAGUGUGUAAUGGCUGCGUGUAGAGUUGCUCCUCCAAACAGUGAACUUGACCGUGUGUGUAGGCAGUGUCACUGGGUUGGAGUGUUUCUGAAGAUGUUGAUAGGACACACACAGCUGUACGCACACAUCCUGCACAGAGUACUGCAACUACUGUAUCUUCAGGGACCGUCUCUCUCUCCUGCCCAUGUCCUGGCUCUGGCGGUGUUGGUGGUGGAGCUGCAUGUGUGUAGAGAUCAGUUUCCACCAGUGGACCUGUCUCACUCCACCUGUCUCACUCACUCUACCCGUCUGUCGCCAUCUGAGGCCCUGAGUAAUGCUUUACCUUUUUCUACUGCAAGUGGCAUGGAGUUCUCUCUCAGGUUCUGUGUGGUGGCAGUGUGUUAUGCUCUGUGUAAAUCCAGUUCACACACUGAGGAACUCACACACUUCAUCCCCUCUCACCUCUAUAAACGGUUGCUGUUCCUCAUGCCGAGGCUUAUGCCAGAGCUGCGUUCAGGUGUGUUAGCAGCAAUGAGACAAGAUGAUGAUGAUGAUGAUGAUGAUGAAGAAGAUGAUGAUGAUGAAGAUGAGGGUGUGUGUGCGUGGGUGAGUGUGACUGACUGCAGGAGGAGUGUGAGGAGCUCUGUCAAAGCACUGUGGGGACAUGCCACCAUAAGGAACCUGCAGAAACACCCAGAACACCAGUUGUCAUUCUCUGAGUGGCUGAUGUUCGAGCUCAGAGUGCAGCGCAGUCAGGAUGCUCUGUCUGAUUCAGAGAGGCAGGUGUAUGAGCGGUGGGCGUGUCAGCAGUGGCUCCUCCCACUGUCUGUGAGCGCAGGAGGCUGUAAGGGAAACACAACAGCAGCGUGUACACACAUAAUCAAUGCUGUGCUGGAUGCAAGUGUGUCUCCAGUGCCGUAUUCACCAGCUCCUCCUCACACAGACUCCUGUCGUGUAGACAUUCUGGCCAGACUGCAGGAGCUGCUGUGGGAGCUGCAGUUCACACGCAGUAGUAGAGUGAGAGAGAAGGAUCUCUUCCUGUGGGAUCUGAUCGAGCAAAGGUGCUCAGUGACCUUUGACCCCAAGAACAUCAGCUCUGAGCUGGAACACCAAAGAAUGCUGCACACCUGCAACAGUGUGAUCCUUGCUGUUCCGUCUCCGCUCCUGGUGUGUGUGUGUUCUGCUGGAGGAAGAAAAAUGCUGGACUGCACAGCGCUCAUGGAUCACAUCAAUAAUCACCAGAGGAGGGUGUGUUCUCCUGCGGGUGUUCUUUCCUGCUCCUUGACGAUCCACUUCCUCUCAGCGGUGCUUAAUGCGAGUGUGAGUUGUGAGUCUCCUGUUGAAGCUGUUAAUGCGACUUUGUCUCAGCUCAGUGUGCGCUGUCCCCUUCUGCUGCUGUCCGCUGCGCGGUGGUGGGCGUGGGUCUCUCCAGUGCUGUGUUGUUUGUGGGAGCGUGUGAUUGGAGGGCAGCAGCCUGAAAUGCUACAGCUACUGAAUGACUGCACUCAGUGGGCCUGCAGGUGGGUGAGGGGUCUCCCAGGUGAUGUACCCUCAGCUCCUGCGCUGGUGUUAGCGGUGUGUGUGCACAGUGCAGUUGAACAGCAGGGCGGUGACACUGAGCAUGUUAAAGCUGAGCUUACACUGAUACAGCAGCACAGAGAGGUGCUGAUUUUUCUGCUCUUCUUCUACAUAACAGACCUCCUCUCUGAACACCUUUCACCACAGGCUGAUCGGAGUGUGAGCCGUGCUAAAGGCCUCAGUGUUCAGCUCAUCACACUGUUGGCUGACUCUUCUGAUUGGCUGUCUCUAUUCCACCAAUCAGGGCGCAGUAUGGAGCAGGAGCACAGUUCAGAACGGCGCAGUGCAUAUACCAAUUUCGUCUCCAUGGUAACCACGGACCUGUGUGCGCGGCUGAUGCCGUUUGCGUUGUUCAGCGUGUUGGUGGAUGUUAAGGUGAGUGUGUUGAGCAGACUGAUGGUGACCCCAGGGUUCCUCCCCCUAGCUGUGAUGUCAUACACAGCGCUGAUGAAGCUCUUCCUGCUCGGACACACUGCAGACAUCAGGGCUGACCCACUGCAGCAGAUCCUGUGUGCAGCUCAGAACAUUGUUCUGAAGAGCAUCUCUUUAACUCACCCAGGCUCCAUCACACGCAGCGAAUUAAGACAGAUGGAGGCGGAGUGUACGGACCUCAACCCCGAGCUGGCGGCCGCUCUCUCUGCUCUGAUUAACCCUGAUGACCUUUGACCUGCAGGACUUUUGGCUGAUGAGAGGACUUCUUAUUGUUCCUGUUUGUCAUUCAUGAUGAACUCUUGCUGCAGGAGGAUUGUGGGUGAUUAUAGACAGACAGUCAGAUGUGAUUGACAUGGGCACACAGAGGAAGUCCACUGAGCAGGACAGGAAACGGGAAGUAAACAGACUUGACUGUGUCGCGUACACGUGAAAUGUGAAAUACAAUAAAACACAGUGACGCAUUGAAGUGCACUUAAGUGUGUUAGUGGUCACUUUAGGGUGUAAGGGGCAUCAGAGUGACCACUUAGCCUGGCAUGUUGCUUUGUACACAUAAAACACCUGAUUGGAACACAGCCAGUGUGAUCCAAGUGUCACUGUGUGUGUGUUAAACGUUGCAAUACACUGUAUUACUGUGUGUGUGUGUGUGUGUGUGUGUGUGUGUGUGUGUGUGUUCAGGCUGCACAGCUCUCAGCUUGUGUCAGCCGUGUGUGUGUUGUUUUCUUGUAACAGCGGGUGCACCAUGCUCAUGUGGACGUUCAGGUUGUGCGCUUUCUCGAAGCGUCGCUCGCACACGCUGCACGCAAACUCUAGCUCUGCCUCCGCCUUGUGCUUGGUCAUGUGAUACUUCAGAGACGCUCGCUGACGACACUGAAACCCACACACUUCACACCUGCAACACACACACACACAGUUAAGACUGGAGUUCUGUAGGUCACUAGGUGCUGUGUGUGUGUGUGUGUGUGUGUUCGUGUGUGUGUGUCUCACUGAAGUGGUUUUGCUCCUGAGUGUCUCAUCUGGUGCACAGAGAGGUGUUUCCUCUGUUUAAACGUCCGACCACACUGAUCACAGAUGUAGUUCCUUACCUCUGAAACACACACACACACACACACACACACACUCUACAGGUUAUACACACUCUACAUACAAACACACGUUCACAAUAUGCACAACAUUUACAUUCACACUACACACAUGCUAUACACAAACACACUACAGGUUACACACAUGCUGCAUGUUGUAUGCACACGAUACAGUCAGUACACACACACACACACACACACACACACACCUGUGUGUAUGAGUUUGACAUGUCUCUGCAGGUAGCGGUCGAUCAUGAACACUUUGUUGCAGCCUGGAUGAGGACAGGGACGUUCCCUCACUUCCUCAUGGUGUUCCUUCACAUGCUUCUGUGUACACACACACACACACACACACACACACACACACGUGAGGUUGUGUAUUCCUUAAGGCAGGUAAUUUACCUGUUAUAAUAACUAAAAAUGAAACUGUUCUAUAAAUUAUGUCAGCUCAGGCCUGGUGUGAUCCCUCGGUGGAAAAUUCGGUGGUGCGACCGUCCAAGAGAGCAAAACUAUCCAUGCUCAGGGUGGGAGGGGUUUACUCUCUCUCCCCUGUCAAUCACAGUGACAGUAACCAAUCGUGUGUGUCUGUGAGCUCAUGUAUGUGGAAGAGGGCUGACAGCGCGUUCCUCUUCUGAGUGUGUUCCAGCGCCCUGUGACGCAGCAGGUGAGAAGAUGCAGGUGUUGACCUUCAACCUCACAGGUUAGCAGCUGCUGUAUGAUAGAACAGAGCUGGCUGGUGGGUGGGAACUGG
Molecule: messenger RNA, 6499 nt
Organism: Ictalurus punctatus (channel catfish)
Lineage: Eukaryota; Metazoa; Chordata; Actinopteri; Siluriformes; Ictaluridae
Gene: fanca
Product: FA complementation group A
Exons: 42
Coding region: 563-4903 (1446 amino acids)
Biological process (GO): interstrand cross-link repair
Cellular component (GO): Fanconi anaemia nuclear complex
Source: RefSeq, a predicted model, not a curated record